Molecule: messenger RNA, 764 nt
Organism: Vidua macroura (Pin-tailed whydah)
Lineage: Eukaryota; Metazoa; Chordata; Aves; Passeriformes; Viduidae
Product: E3 ubiquitin-protein ligase Topors-like
Exons: 2
Coding region: 179-634 (151 amino acids)
Biological process (GO): protein monoubiquitination; protein polyubiquitination
Molecular function (GO): ubiquitin protein ligase activity; metal ion binding
Source: RefSeq, a predicted model, not a curated record
CACUUCCUCCUUCCCGGACCGCCUCAUGCAGGUACCCUGUGCCAGCUGAGUCCCACUGGCUGGGCGGAGCAGUGUGGAAGGGAGAUUUCUCCCGGAAUGGGGAGCAGCACGCCUGGGGGAACGGAGCGGGAGGCAGGUGUCGAAGGCAGCUGAGGGGCGGCUCGGUCACUUUCCACCCAUGGCGCCCGGUGCCGCGGAGGCUCUGCGGGAGAGCGGCUCCGCCGCGCCGGCCGCCACGAGCGGGGGGCAGCGGGAGGCAGCGGCAGCCGGGCUGUGCCCCAUCUGCCUGGGCGCCGUGGACAACGCGGCGCACGUGGACACCUGCCUGCACACCUUCUGCUUCGCCUGCAUCCGGCAGUGGGCUGCCGUGCGCGCCGCCUGCCCGCUCUGCAGGCAGCGCUUCGGCCGCAUCCUGCACACGGUCAGGGCGGACGACGACUACCAGGAGUACGUGCUCGGCCCGCCCGGCUGCCAGCAGAGCGCCGCGGCCGCGCAGAGCGUGCUCGGCACAUCCCCGCGCUGGCGCUACCACCUGCGCCCGCGGCCCCACCGCCGUCCCGCUGCCAGGAGAAGGGGGCGGCCGCCAGGGGACGGAGAGAGAGCUCCAAGAACCUCUGACACCUCUGCCCGAUAGGCUGCAGCGCAGCGCUCGACCCGCCCUGCCGGUGGACCUGCCAGCCUGGGGGCGCGGCUUACGGCCCUCAUGUGCUUGGAAUGAGCAUCCAGAGGCUUUGCGGAGCACGCGUCUCCCGCAGCACCUUCGA